AUGGCACCUGAACACUUGAGGUCGUGCGAACUGGUCGCUGAAGUUGCCAAAGAAGUCUAUGCUUUGGUGAUGGAAUGCGGCAUUCGCCAACGGCAACGACUUGCGGGGGAAGUUGGGACAAGGCUGGGGCAAAUUGCUCAAGAGUCAUUCGCUGGCUAUGAGCUUGACGAGCAAGCUGAAAAGGCUGCUGGAAAGCUGCUGCAUACGCUGCUUGAGAUCUGCAUAUUUCCUACUCCAGCAGGGAGCUGGAUAAUCCCUGGGCAGGACUAUAUCCGCAUCGUGGCGCUGGCAAGACCAGAUAACAGAUCACGACUGAAAAAAUGCAUAUCUAUGGCCUUUAUCACCGACAAAACGCUCCCAAUCAAAGCUAAGGAGCAGUGCGACAUGUUUUUAACCAAACUGAGCCAGGAUGAGCCAAAGAAAAAGACUGGUCUUGACCAGCUCACCACAGGAUCGGCGUUGCCAGAACCAGAUGAGUAUCCUCAGCAUGUCAGCAGGAACCUCUUCGAGGCUCUUCACCAGCACGCGUUCUGUCACCACGCCGAAAUGCCGCAGCAGAAAUCUUGGCUGAAUAAAUCCAAGGAGGUAAAGCCUCAUCAUCAUAUACUCGCUCAUCCUAUAAGACUUCACCUUGAUGCAACGCCGCAUAUACAGAGUAAACAUGCGCAAUUUGAGGUUGUCAUCUCUUCCGAGAACAUGAGUUACUGGCAGCAUUUGUGGCUGGGUAUUCCUAUGCAAACGAAAGGUCGUCAGGGUGGUGUCAAGUUUGCAAAUGUUUCUAGUGACGAGGAGGGAGACGGCAAGAUUUCAACCCUGGAGUGCAUCAACUCCGACUACUUCUGUCAGGUGUUAAGACGUCAACUAUUUGCCAAAGUCAAUCUCAACUUUGUCAAAGGCGUUGGUCUCGUAUCCCUUCCGCCACCUGCUCCUCUUGAGAGAUUUUUAUGCCCGGGCCAAGGACUUCCACUCUCUCUGGUCAUCCAAAGUUACAAGCUCACAGACAAGGAUAAGAUAUUGCUUGCUCAUGCCAUUGCGCAUUCCUUCUGGCAGUUCUAUGAGUCUGAUUUGAUGAGGAAUCGUUGGACAAGUGAUGAUAUUUGGUUCAUGCAUGAGAUGGAUCACCAACAAUCACCGAAAGAUCAACUCGCAUUGCAGGUGUAUAUGUCACUUGACUUCGAGAAUCAACAGCGGACUUCUGAAGAUGAAGACAAGUCAAUGCUGACACACCCGUUUCCGCACAUCCUCGGGUUGGGGCUGAUACUCCUGCAGAUUGGACUUGCGAGACCAUUCACGUCUAUGUUGCAUCUACCACUGACAUCUCGACUGAACAGAGACCAUGGUGCGGCACGACAGCUGCUAGGCGAGCUAGAAAAAGCUCAAUGGGCACGAUCAACACACCGGGAUAUCUUUGCAAGAGCAGUGGCGAAUUGCUUGGAUCCCAGAACAUUCGCCACUUCUAACCCAAAGCCCAAGGCAACGAAGCCAGCCGAUGACCCUGCCACUUACAACGGUGAAGGUGGCAUAAGACGGAAAGUCUAUACUGAAAUUGUCGAACCACUGUCGAAGCUCGUCAAUAUUGCCUUCAAAGCUGAUGCAAAAUACGUAUCCUACUUAGCAAGAUGCAAUGAGGUCGAGAAUCACAACAAGCUCCAUUCUCAAGUGGCCUCCUUUCAUACGGGCAAGACGGCCGUUCCUGAAGAAUGGCUUGACAACUUGAAACAUAUUAGCAUGCAUAUCAUGAAUUUGCGGGACGAAAGGCCAGACCAGGAGUUCAAGCCUGUCAAGAUAGCAGUUUUAGAUACAGGGUGUGACGCAGAGUUGCCAUUUUACAAGAUACCAAGAAGGAAGAAGUCUAUAAAGGCGUGGAAGGACUUCACAAGAGAUGAGAGCGAAGACAAUCCUGAACCAGACUCGAUGGAAGAUGAAUAUGGGCAUGGCAGCCUGAUGACCCGGUUGAUCAUGGAAGCUGCUCCGCUAGCUCACGUUUAUGUGGCCCGAGUUGCUAAGAAUACUGGCGAACUCGAGUUCAGUAGUUAUCAAAUAGCACAGGCAAUUCGGUGGGCCGGACUUGAAGCAGAAGCAGACAUCGUCUCCAUGUCCUUCGGCUUCCCGCAUGACGACGAUGUCAUCUCUGCAGCUAUAGAAGGCGUUGAGCGGAAUCGCGACAUCACAUUCUUAGCCAGCGCAGGAAACAAUGCGGCUUAUCAAAGAGAAGCUUUCCCCGCGAGACAUAGAUCAGUCAUCUCCAUAAGAGCAACAGAUUGCCAGGGGACCUUCAAUGCCAGUAACCCCCCAAUCACAGAUCGAAGCACGGUCGUGCUCGGUACGUUCGGAGACAACUUACCAACCCGCCUCAACGACGAGAUUACCAAACGCUUUGGUCCUCAUAUCUGCCAUCCUGGAUCGUCAAUAGCGACAGCAGUGGCAGCUGCUAUAUCCGCAUCAACAAUAGCUUACGCAGAGGUUCUCUCGACCGUUCUUCCCAUACCAACAGAGCAAAGUCCAGUAAAGUGUCUAAAGAGAACUGAGGGCAUGAGAAGGUUGUUGGAGAAGAUGGCACCGGAUCAGACAGGGCAUAAUAGGUUUAUAAAUCCGAUAUGGUUUUGGAGUGAAAAGGCUGAUGCAUGGAGGGCUUGGGCUGCUAUGUAUGAUGCAGUAUCACCAUUUAUGUACAGAUGA
Fusarium odoratissimum NRRL 54006 is the source of this 2679-nucleotide messenger RNA. RefSeq lists its product as uncharacterized. Bases 1 to 2679 code for a protein of 892 amino acids. Gene Ontology annotation, biological process: proteolysis. Lineage: Eukaryota; Fungi; Ascomycota; Sordariomycetes; Hypocreales; Nectriaceae. The transcript has 4 exons. The record is from RefSeq and is a predicted model, not a curated record. Gene Ontology annotation, molecular function: serine-type endopeptidase activity.